CGAUCCAUUAGGGUUACUUUCUCCCGCAACUAUUCAGGCCAAAAUAUUGAUACAAAAAUUAUGGAUUCUCAAGGUAGAAUGGGAUCAACCCGUACCCACUGACAUUCUUAAAGAGUGGAAGCGCAUACAAGAAAAUACAGACGUAUUAUAUUCUAUACAAAUUCCGCGAUAUGUAAUCAGCAAAGAUAAUGUUACAAUCGAACUUCAUUCGUUCAGCGACGCAUCUAUGUUCGGAUACGGGACAUGUAUCUAUGUAAAAACGAUCGACGCGUACGGUAGGUCGAGCGUUCAAUUAUUGUGCGCUAAGUCGAGGGUAGCGCCUAGCGGCAAGCCGAUGACGAUUCCCCGCCUCGAAUUAUCGGCGGCGCUCCUCGCCGCUAAGCUCUGCGCGUCCUGCCUUACGUCUAUACGUGCACGUAUAGCCCAUUGCAUACACUGGUGCGAUUCAAGCGUUGUACUCGGCUGGAUUAAAACCAGUCCAACCAAACUAAAAAUGUUUGUCGCGAACAGAGUUGCAGAAAUAUGUGAAAACACACAGAGUUCAUCUUGGCGUUACGUACCUACAAAUUUAAACCCGGCAGAUCUUAUAUCUAGGGGCAUAGACGCCAAUCGUCUACGAGACUCCACGCUUUGGUGGAACGGUCCUGAGUUCCUACUCCAGGAGCAACAUAAUUGGCCUACUUUAAAUUCGAAUAUAGUACAAGAGCUACCGGAAUUAAAAUUGCACUCAAGCAUUAUUGAACCGAAUUUAAUUAUAUUUGAAAAUCAUUCAAAUUUUACAAAAUUAAGUCGUUGCUUUUCGUACGUAUUAAGAUUCAUACACAACUGCACACAUCCGAAUUCAAGGCGUACUGGUAAUUUAACUACUAUAGAAUUACAUGAAUCAUUCACAAGGCUUGUUAUAUUUAGUCAGCUGUGUUCCUUUCAAAGAGAAUAUACUUGCCUGGCAAAUAAAUCAACAAUAAAUACAAAGAGCAAGCUCUUAUCACUUUCGCCAUUUCUCGACGAAAAUAAAGUCAUGCGUGUAGGUGGACGGCUCGAUUCAUCUGCAUACAGCUACGAAAAGAGACACCCGAUUGUAUUAGACGGGAAACAUCAUUUUACCAAAUUAUUAUUUCGCCGCGAGCACUUGCGCCUAUUGCAUGCCGGACCUCAGGCAUUACUUUAUUCGGUCAGAGAAACAGUCUGGCCACUGGGGGGAAGAUGCCUGGCAAGACGCACGGUCCGCGAAUGCGUACUAUGCAGGCGACAUCAAGGUCGAACUUUGAACCCCAUGAUGGGAAAUUUACCAUCACAGCGGGUGAUGCCUGCCUUUCCAUUUCAUACUGUCGGUAUCGACUUCGCGGGUCCGUUUCAGAUGCUGACUAGAAAGGGUCGAGGUGCAAAAACGAUUAAAUGCUAUUUGUGUUUGUUUAUUUGCUUCCGUUACAAAUGCGUCCACUUAGAAGCCGUAACUGACCUUUCCAAGGAUGCACUAAUUUUAACCAUGCGUCGCAUGAUAUCCAGACGCGGGAAACCAGCCCAGAUUUUCAGUGACAAUGGUCGAAACCUGGUUGCCGCAGCUAGGGAAAUUACAGAAUUUUUGAAAACAAAUCCCGUCAUAUCUGACUUCGCAGCUGACAACCAAAUUAAAUUUUCUUUUUUACCGGCGUACGCCCCUCACUUCGCAGGCUUAUGGGAAGCAGGCAUAAAAUCUGCCAAGCACCAUAUAAAGAGAUACAUAGGAAAUAACAAAUUAACAUUUGAAGAACUGAGUACACUCUUUGCGCAAGUGGAGGCUAUCUUAAAUAGUCGUCCCUUGUAUCCCAUGUCUUCCUCUCCUAACGAUAUGCUCCCUCUAUCCCCAGGGCACUUCUUGAUCGGCCGGCCGCUGACAAGUUUGCCGUCGCCGCAGAUCGAAGACAGCACCAGCACCAGCAGUCUUGACCGCUACGCGAGAAUCGAGAGCAUAAGGCAGCAGUUUUGGCGUCGGUGGCAAAGGGAAUAUAUUAGCGAGCUCCAGCAGCGCACCAAAUGGCGCACUUAUAAGGACAAACUACACGUCGGAGACCUCGUCAUUCUACAAGACGACAACCUCGCUCCACUUCACUGGCGUAUGGGCAGAGUGGUAGGAUUAUUUCCUGGCCCUGAUGGCAUUUCAAGAGUGGCGGAAAUAAAAACCACUAGAGGAGUCGUCAGAAGAGCUUUGACUCGGAUUUGCCCUCUUCUUUCGGAAACUUCAUCUUAAACACCCUCGGUGUUUCAGAAGGGGGAAUCAUGUCGGCGCGCUUUACAACCAUAGUGUAACGUCAAGUACGCAUAUAAUUAAUGUCAAUGUCAGUGAACUUCGCGUCAUCUGUCAAUGUAACUUGUCACACAAAAAUAUGCAAUAUCAUUCACUUCUUCAAAUACAACCUUCGCUGAGG
Molecule: messenger RNA, 2405 nt
Organism: Pararge aegeria (speckled wood butterfly)
Lineage: Eukaryota; Metazoa; Arthropoda; Insecta; Lepidoptera; Nymphalidae
Exons: 1
Coding region: 227-2227 (666 amino acids)
Biological process (GO): DNA integration
Molecular function (GO): nucleic acid binding
Source: RefSeq, a predicted model, not a curated record